UUAGUUGUUUCAAGCAUACAACAAUCAAAGGCGCCAAAAUGUGUACCAGGCAAGCUCGACGACGGUACUACGAGACAUCGUUACUCGUACUGAUGCUCCUCCUCCUCCUACAAGCUAGGCUCGCGCAAUCGCUUCCUCCAUGCUCGCCGGACCAGGCCACGGCGCUGCUCCAGCUGAAGCGGUCGUUCACCGUGAACACCGCGUCGGCCACCGCCUUCCGGUCAUGGCGCGCUGGCACCGACUGCUGCCACUGGGCGGGCGUCCGCUGCGACGACGACGACAACGACGCCGCCGCGAGCGGGAGCACCGGCCGCCGCGCCACUUCCCUCGAUCUCGGCGGCCGCGGCCUGCAGAGCGGCGGCCUUGACGCUGCCGUCUUCAGCCUCACGUCGCUGGGGUAUCUCAACCUCGGCGGCAACGACUUCAACGCGUCACGGCUCCCGGCCGUCGGGUUCGAGCGGCUCACCGAGCUGACCCAUCUCAACAUCUCCCCACCCAGCUUCACAGGCCAGAUACCGGCAGGUAUAGGACGCCUCACCAACUUGGUUUCUCUCGAUUUAUCAACUCUUUUCUAUGUGAUCAAUCAAGAAGACGAUCGUGCCGAUAUCAUGGCACCUUCGUUUCCCAACUGGGGCUUCUGGAAGGUAGAUUUUCUGAGGUUGGUUGCAAAUCUUGACAAUCUGAGGGAGCUCUAUCUUGGCUUUGUGUAUAUGUCCAAUGGAGGGGAAGGAUGGUGCAACGCUCUGGUUAAUUCCACUCCAAAAGAUCAGGUUCUGAGCCUACCAUUUUGCAAGAUCUCAGGUCCCAUCUGUCAGUCUCUCUUCAGCUUGCCAUAUCUCUGUUGUUGACUUGCAAGAAAAUGACUUGUAUGACCUGAGUUCUUCGCCGAUUUGUCCUCCCUUGGUGUUCUUCAACUCUCAAGAAACAAGUUGGAGGGUUUAUUUCCAGCAAGGAUCUUCCAGAACAGAAAAUUAACAACCGUAGAUAUUAGCUACAACUACGAAAUCUAUGGCAGUUUUCCCAAUUUUUCACCCAAUAGUAGUUUGAUCAAUUUGCAUCUCAGUGGUACCAAGUUCUCUGGUCAGAUACCAACCUCCAUUUCUAAUCUCACAGGUCUGAAAGAGCUGGGUCUUAGUGCCAAUGAUUUCCCUACAGAGCUACCAUCUUCUCUAGGAAUGCUUAAAUCCUUGAACUUAUUAGAGGUUUCUGGGCAAGGCCUAGUAGGAUCAAUGCCAGCUUGGAUAACAAAUCUAACAUCUCUGACAGAGCUUCAGUUUUCUAAUUGUGGCUUGUCUGGAUCAUUACCAUCUUCCAUAGGCAAUCUCAGAAAUCUCAGGAGACUAUCUUUAUUCAAGUGCAGUUUUUCUGGAAACAUACCAUUGCAAAUAUUUAACUUGACACAACUGCGGAGCUUGGAACUUCCAAUCAACAACUUUGUGGGGACAGUGGAACUUACCUCAUUCUGGAGACUACCAUAUUUAUCAGACCUUGCUCUUCAAAUAAUAAAUUAUCUGUGGUGGACGGUUUAGUCAAUGACUCAGUAGUGCGUUCUCCCAAAGUAGCAGAAUUGAGCCUAGCAUCCUGCAACAUAUCAAAGUUUCCCAAUGCAGUAAAGCAUCAAGAUGAGCUACACGUAAUUGACCUUUCAAAUAACCAAAUGCAUGGGCCAAUACCUCGAUGGGCAUGGGAAACUUGGAAGGAAUUGUUCUUCUUGGACCUGUCAAAUAAUAAGUUUACCAGUAUAGGACACGACUCUUUGCUCCCCUGCUUGUACACAAGAUACAUCAAUCUCAGUUAUAACAUGUUUGAAGGGCCCAUACCUAUACCUAAAGAGAAUUCAGACUUGGAGUUAGAUUACUCAAAUAAUCGGUUUUCGUAUAUGCCAUUUGAUUUAAUUCCUUAUCUUGCCGGUAUACUAUCUCUAAAGGCCUCUAGGAACAAUAUCUCUGGAGAAAUCCCAUCAACAUUCUGCACUGUUAAGAGUCUUCAAAUCCUUGACCUCUCCUACAAUAUCUUAAAUGGUUCAAUUCCUUCUUGCUUAAUGGAGAAUUCUUCAACAAUAAAAGUACUAAACUUGAAGGCGAACCAACUUAACGGAGAGUUGCCGCACAAUAUCAAGGAAGAUUGUGCAUUUGAGGCAUUGGAUUUCAGCUACAAUCGAUUUGAAGGGCAACUGCCCACAUCAUUAGUUGCUUGCAAAAACUUGGUGGUACUUGAUGUUGGGAACAAUCAAAUUGGAGGCUCUUUCCCAUGUUGGAUGCAUCUUCUUCCUAAACUUCAAGUCCUUGUCCUGAAGUCCAAUAAGUUCUACGGACAGUUGGGGCCUACUCUUACCAAAGAUGAUGACUGUGAAUUACAGCAUCUCCGAAUUCUUGAUCUAGCUUCAAACAAUUUCUCGGGCAUAUUGCCUGAUGAAUGGUUUAGGAAAUUAAAAGCUAUGAUGUCAGUCUCCAGUAACGAAAUAUUGGUCAUGAAAGAUGGAGAUAUGUAUGGCACAUAUAACCAUAUAACAUAUCUUUUUACUACUACGGUUACAUAUAAAGGACUUGACUUGACAUUUACUAAGAUCUUAAAGACCUUUGUACUAAUUGAUGUCUCAAACAAUAGGUUCCAUGGCAGCAUUCCUGAAACUAUUGCCACACUAAGCGUGCUCAGUGGUCUCAACAUGUCACAUAAUGCUCUUACAGGACCAAUUCCCAACCAGCUUGCUAGUCUGCAUCAACUUGAGUCUUUGGACCUCUCUUCAAAUAAGCUUUCUGGGGAGAUCCCUCAAAAAUUAGCAUCCUUGGACUUCCUAUCAACAUUGAACCUAUCAAAUAAUAUGCUGGAGGGAAGAAUACCAGAGUCACCUCAUUUCUUGACACUCCACAAUAGUUCAUUUAUAAGAAAUGCUGGUUUGUGUGGGCCUCCACUGUCAAACGAAUGCAGCAACAAAUCAACAUCUUCUGAAGAGAAAUCUGUAGACGUUAUGCUAUUUCUCUUCGUUGGAUUGGGUUUUGGUGUUGGGUUCGCUAUUGCAGUUGUAGUUUCAUGGAAACCUUGCAUUGGCAAAUAAUCUUUGAAGGAAUCCACCCUUUUUUUAUAUUUAUCUGUUCAGGAGUCUGCCAGUCUGCUUCCCCUUGUAAUUUUAGCUGUAAUUGUAGCUAGCAUGUAUAUAAUACUAUGUGCAUGGACAACACUUUUCCAUCAUGCAUGCAUCCUAUAAGAUUAGUUGUUUAUUA
Oryza sativa Japonica Group (Japanese rice) is the source of this 3221-nucleotide messenger RNA. Its product is annotated as receptor-like protein 20. Lineage: Eukaryota; Viridiplantae; Streptophyta; Magnoliopsida; Poales; Poaceae. The record is from RefSeq and is a predicted model, not a curated record. Gene Ontology annotation, molecular function: protein binding.